AAUCCUUGGUUUUUGUCUUUAGUUCUGUCAAAUUUUAUCAACUAUGCUGCACAUUCAUUAUCAAUCCGUUCCCUCUCUUGACAUCCCAAAAACAAAGUCUACUAUGCAUAAGCACGAUCAUAUGUUCGAUUUUCGCCUUCUGCGACGCCUUGAUCGUGCAAAGCUGAGGAUUUUCUCAGCUCUGUCGUGUCUGGCGUUCUGUUUUCUUGUUGUUUUUGGAGAUGUUUAUGUUGAUCAAGUGAAGUUGCAUGGUUCAAAGGGUUCUAGGAAAGUGCUGGAGUCAGUUUCGAUGAGUGACUCUUUUACGAUGAGUGUCCCGAAAAGAGUGUCACCAAAAGAAGAUGUUGAUGAGGGUGAAAAGAGGAGCCAUGAUUUUAUUAGUUUGGUACCUCCUGUGAAUGUUUCUGCAGAAGAAAGAAUUGCUUGGUUUAAGGGAAAAUUACCUGUUUUUGAGAUAUUUCAGUCGAAUGCAAAGUCACUGAGGUUCGAAAAACGGGCUAAUGAAUUCUUUCAUGGUGCAAAUGGUCAUUGUGGAACUAGGUUUUUUAUGACAUGGAUAUCUUCAGCAAGAUCAUUUGGAGAAAGGGAGGUUUUGGCGAUAGAGGCACUUUUUAAGUCCAAUCCGAAUGGAUGCUUGAUGAUAUUGUCGUCGACGUUGGAUUCUGUCCAGGGUUUAAGGAUUCUAAGGCCUAUACUAGAACAUGGUUUUAAGGUUGUUGCAGUAACACCUAACUUGCCUUUUCUGUUCAAGAACACGCCAGCUAAGACGUGGUUUGAUAAAAUCAAGAGUGGAAAGAAGGAUCCGGGGGAGAUACCCUUGGCGCAGAAUCUUUCAAAUUUGAUCAGAUUAGCACUUGUGUACAAGUAUGGUGGGGUUUACUUGGAUACAGAUUUCAUUGUUUUGAAAGAUUUUUCAGGUUUGAGAAAUUCGAUUGGAGCACAAAGUUGUAAUUCAUAUGGGAAGUGGACAAGGUUGAAUAAUGCAGUACUGGUAUUCGACAAGAAACAUCCCCUUGUGUACAAGUUCAUAGAAGAAUUUGCAUUAACGUUUAACGGAAACAUAUGGGGACACAAUGGACCUUACCUUGUUUCCAGAGUGGCUUCAAGAUUUGCAACAAGAAAAGGUUAUAACUUUACAGUCUUGCCUCCUAUGGCUUUCUAUCCGGUUUAUUGGAGUCGGAUUAAAGGGUUCUUUGUGAAACCACAUAAUCGGGCUAGAUCAAAAUGGGUUGAAGCUAAGUUGGUUCAGCUAAAAGGGGAGACUUAUGGGGUGCACUUGUGGAACAGGCAAAGUAGUGGAUUAAGAAUUGAACAAGGAAGCAUCAUGGAGAGACUUAUUUCAGAGCAUUGUAUACUCUGCCAACACAUAUAUAGUUCUUGACGGAAUGCACCAUCUACAACACGCUUUGCUUUAGUAAGCUCUGAUUAUUAAGAUUCUUUAUUACUUGUUAAGCAAGAUGUUCCUAUUACACUAGUAGUUUACAAUUGAUACUCACUUCUGAAAGCAAAACUGAAUCAAAACAUAUCCUGUAUAUCCCGCUUGUAGACUUAAAAUACAAACUUUAGCUGGAUUCGUAGGAGUAGAAACCUUAGUUUCCAAUCAAUAAUCACUUCUCUCUGAGUGUAUUUCUGUUUUGUGUCUUGUUGAGUGUCAAAAAAUAUGUUUAUCUCAAUAAAUUCUACCACAUAUCAUGAUA
Molecule: messenger RNA, 1697 nt
Organism: Daucus carota subsp. sativus
Lineage: Eukaryota; Viridiplantae; Streptophyta; Magnoliopsida; Apiales; Apiaceae
Exons: 1
Coding region: 44-1381 (445 amino acids)
Source: RefSeq, a predicted model, not a curated record